UUUGCCGUCUUGCCGUUUCGGACAGCUGGUUCUUGAUACCCACGCCGACUACGAAGCUGGACUGCUGGAGACGCUUCCAAUGUGAGGUUCACGGCUGAAGGAAGCUCGAAUGGCCAUGUUCUGGCAUCGCAGAGUACAGAGCCUCAUAUCUCAAGCACACAACUCAGGUAACACCAUCGCAAUCUUGCUUGUACAAAAUUCAAACUUCAAAGGCACCCGAGGACUGCAUUAGCGGCAAACGCCUGCAUCGGACAAACACAGCACUGAGAGCAACAUAAUUGCUGUUCUGUCACAGCAAGGACAAGCGUGGACGUCGUGGGAUGGAUGCACACCUCCUGCAACGGUGAUUAGUGGGAGCACCAAAGCUGGCUUAACACCUUAUCCGUUUUCAUUUUCCCGUUUCUCUUUGCGAAAAUGGCUGACCUUCUCUAUGAGCUGCUGGUGUCUUCCUCAGGCGAUGACUGGCCUCGAACAGCGGACCCCGUGGCCCUGGAAUACCUGUCCAACUUGGCAUCAUCACCCCUUUCCGCACUCGAGUCAUCUGAACCACAAACUCUGGCUCAGAAUUCGCACACCCUCCUCCUCUCAUUGCAAGCCCUGUCCAAACGGUCACACAAAUCCAUCAUAGACUCCGCUUUCAAUCAUGCAAACCUACGGACUGCAUUACCUGCAUUAGCUGCCUCAACAGCCGAUCUCAAGAGCGCAAUACCGAGGCUGGACAACGAAGCAGUGCGGUUCUCGACAACAUAUCACAAGUCAGGCGAAAAUGAGAUUCUCAACGCCCGGAAGAGAGCUCUACUGCUCUCGAGGAACGUAGAACGACUUGUCGACGUGCUGGACCUGCCCACCCUCCUCUCAUCAGCCGUCACAAGUGGCUCCUCCACAGCGGCCGCGAACUACGCCUCGGCUCUCGACCUGAACGGACACAUCAGACGGCUAUCAUCCUUGUAUCCCGACUCGCAUCUGGUCAAUUCCGUGUCAACCCAGUCGGACGAGGCAAUGCAAACCAUGGCCACGAAUCUGAUCUCGAGUCUGCGCACGCCCAGUCUAAAACUCGCAUCCGCGUUACGGACCAUCAGCUGGCUCCGCCGCGUCAUCCCGGACCUAGACCCCGCCGGCGCAGCCGGAAACGGCGGUGGUUUGGGAGCUCUGUUCCUCGUGUGCCGCCUGGCAACGCUCAUGAACAUGCUAGCUGCGCUGGAGCCGCUGAGGGAGCUGGCCGACCAGGAGAAGGUCAAACAGCAGCAGAACGCGGCGGGGAGUGCUUGGUCGGGGGGCCAGCAGACGGAGCGGUAUCUCAAGAGGUAUAUCGAGAUAUUUCGGGAGCAGAGUUUUGCGAUUGUGUCCAUGUUCAGGAGCGUGUUCCCCCCGGCGUCCAACGCGCAGAGUAGCAUGAGAGUUGCGGCGAAGGAGUCGGAUCCCUUGCAGCCGGUCCCGUCGGCCCUGUCGAUGUUUCCGUUGUAUUUGGUGGAGAUGCUCAUGGAGACUUUGAGGGUGUAUAUGCCCAAUGUGAAAGAUCAGGCCUCGAGGGACAGCCUGCUGACUCAAGUGCUUUAUUGUGCUGGUAGUCUGGGUAGACUCGGGGGAGACUUUGGGGUUCUGCUGGCGAGCUUGGAUGUUGGGGAGGAGGCGGAGGAUGAAUGGGUGGAAGUAGUCAAGCGUCACAAGGCUAUGGCUGGGCGGUUGGAGUCUAUUGUGGGUGGUAAGAAUAAAGGCUCACCGGUAGUUUCUACAAGGGCUUGAUAGAAAAAUGGAUGAGUAACAGUUACCACAGACUAGGUCGUCACUGAACAGUAAUUGUGGUUUGAUUGCCAGCGAUGAAGCGUUGCAUGCCGUUAUACGAAUCUACUAGCAGGACUACAUGGCUUAUUGGAUGUGUCCAAAUUCAAU
Pseudomassariella vexata is the source of this 1890-nucleotide messenger RNA. RefSeq names its product Dor1-like protein. Bases 415 to 1743 code for a protein of 442 amino acids. Gene Ontology annotation, biological process: intra-Golgi vesicle-mediated transport; cytoplasm to vacuole targeting by the Cvt pathway. The record is from RefSeq and is a predicted model, not a curated record. NCBI's taxonomy places the organism in Eukaryota, Fungi, Ascomycota, Sordariomycetes, Amphisphaeriales, Pseudomassariaceae. The transcript has a single exon. Gene Ontology annotation, cellular component: COG complex.